Molecule: messenger RNA, 1791 nt
Organism: Rasamsonia emersonii CBS 393.64
Lineage: Eukaryota; Fungi; Ascomycota; Eurotiomycetes; Eurotiales; Trichocomaceae
Exons: 3
Coding region: 1-1791 (596 amino acids)
Biological process (GO): protein deubiquitination
Molecular function (GO): cysteine-type deubiquitinase activity
Source: RefSeq, a predicted model, not a curated record
AUGUCUUCAGGGACGGCUGACCCAUACCUCCAGAGCGCAAUCGAGACCGAGUGGAAGGAUUCAUCGACCAGAAACACAUUCCCGAAAGGACUACAGAAUAAUGCUGAAGAGGCUUGCUACCGAAAUGCGGCCUUGGUGUUAUUCUUCCAUACGCCUUGCCUGUUGAACUGGGCAGCAGACUUUGUUGCAAACUUCUGCGAUCCCGACCCAUCCCAUCAAGAUAUACCAUGCGUAAUCUGCCUGUUUCAUCGACUAGCAGAGAUCUUUUGGUCCCCUGACGCCGAUGUUAGACAAGACGAUGCAGCCUUUAGGGGUUACGUGGGGAUGCUUUGGGAUUUCACGGCGCCAGGGGACUGGCAGGAAGGUGAGCAGCAGGAUGUACGAGAAUACAUGGAGUGCGUGCUGCAAAGCUUUCAGCAGGAGGCGACACUUGAUCAGCGACUCAUUAUCAUCAGAGGUGGCAAACCUAUCCUCCCUGUGUUUACUUCGGUAGUGGAGAGACAUUACGCCUGUGAAGCCUGUCAAUCGGUCGAGUCUUCUUCCAAGCCGGAUGACUUACUGUUCCUGGGCGGGCAAGUCUCUGACGAUGGAGUCAACAACAAGGAGAGGAAGAAACGGGGCAUUCCCAUGUGCCCGAUGGACACUGUUAUCAACAGCUACAUGCGGCCGCAGCAGCUUUCUGGAAAGCCAUGCCGCAAUUGCAAAAAGGACAAAGACAUGUUCGAGUGGUCUCCAAUUCUUGAGACACCAGACAUUCUUUUCAUCAACGUCAACAGACAUGGUGUCAAUGGCAAAGUGACGACGCCUAUUAAAAUCCAAAUGGGUAUCGACAUAGAGUCUUGGUACGGGAAAGCGUCUGGAGGUAACGGCCCGAAUCAAUGUACUUCCUAUGAACUGUACGGUGUUUUAUUCCACAUCGGAGACAGCGAUAGUGGGCAUUACGUUGCUGUUGUCAAGGGACCGGUUGGCGGAUGGAUGUUAUUCGAUGACGAAAGUCGGCAGCACAUUUCCGAGGAAGGGAUUGAGGAGCUACAAGACGAACUUACGACAUCUUAUAUUUUCGCAUAUAGAAAGACAAGUCAGCAUACACUCCAAAAAGAGCCAGUGCCAUUGGACAACCUGGCGCCAGCAUAUGAACAGGCGUCUGGAUACGAGCUGGCAUCGGGAUAUGAGCAGUAUCAUCGCCAAGGAGAAUUGCAAUCUUCAGGUGAAAAUGCGCAAGAUCCUGUGGGAUCAGUCAAUGGAACACCAGUCUGGCUCGAAGGUACGAUCAAGAUCAAUGAGAGAGAUCUUGAAGGUCGCAUUAGGCAACAACUUCCUCUACGUUCCGAAUUCGGCCCUCUUGUGAAGCAGGUGAGGACUAGGUCCAAAGCCCAGCCAGUCGUGCUCUUGAUCACACUCCGUGAGGGUGAUUCCGACGUCGUUCUCGAGGGAACUCUCAAAGGGAACGUGAAGCCAAAAGAAAAGGUCGUUCAAGAACAAGACACAACUUCGAAGAAACCAGGGAGGAAGACACGACAAACCGCGUCAGGAACCAGUCAAUCAGCAACAUCGAAGAAGAGGAAAAAGACCCCCGAGCAACCCGAAAGUAGAGAUGAGUCACAAGAAACCAGGCAAGCAACCGAGAAAUCAAUAUCUAGGAGUAAACCAGCUGCCUCUAGGAAGAGGAAGAGGGACCCUGAACAACAAGAAACCGGAGAUCAAGCGUCAACUGCGGCAAAAAGGGCCAAGACAACAUCUCGGGGAAGAUCACGACAGCGAGGCCGGACAACAGCGAGAAACAGAAAUUGA